AAAAUUAAAUGAAUCACAAAAUAUUUCGGCUGAAUAUUUAAAUGAGCUCAAAAUACACUGGAGAUUUUAUAUUACAGCCACUAGUCCUUUAAGGCUUUAUGGAAUAACAAAAGAUCCACAAACAAAAGAAUUAAUAAUGGUUACACAAUUAAUAGAUCAAGGAAAUUUGAGACGUAUUCUUUUAAAUAAUUUUAAUAAUAUGUUUUGGCGUGAUAAAUUACUUUUAUUGACCAAAAUAGUUAUCGACCUUAAAAAUUUACAUGAUAUAGGAUAUUCUCAUAAAGAUCUUCAUAGUGGAAAUAUACUAAGGGGUCGUAGUGCUACUUUCAUUGCAGAUUUUGGAUUAUCAGGGCCAUCAAAUGAACAAAAAUCAAAUGAUAAAAUAUAUGGUGUAUUACCUUAUAUUGCUCCAGAAGUUUUGAAUCGAAAACCAUACACAUUAUCUUCUGAUAUCUAUAGUAUUGGUGUAAUUAUGACUGAAUUAUCAUCUGGAAAAUCACCUUUUUAUGAAAGAAAACAUGAUUUAAGCUUAGCAUUAGAAAUAUGUAGUGGAAUCAGACCUAAAUUUGGAAAGGGAACUCCUGAAAUUUAUAAGAAAUUGGCAAAUAGAUGUAUGGAUGUCAAUCCUGAUCAAAGA
Rhizophagus irregularis DAOM 181602=DAOM 197198 is the source of this 637-nucleotide messenger RNA. NCBI's taxonomy places the organism in Eukaryota, Fungi, Glomeromycota, Glomeromycetes, Glomerales, Glomeraceae. The record is from RefSeq and is a predicted model, not a curated record.